CUAUCUGUACUGUCUAGUCAAAAAUCAUGUACAAAAUGAUUGUCUUUCGCAGCUAUCAUAUAACUGCCAUGCAUGUAGUGUUGGGAGAUCAGUCUUUCUUGGUGCCUAGUUCAGCCUCACAGAACUCCACUGCCUUCUGAAUGUUGGCCUUUAGCUCUGGCACCACCACUUCUGUCAGUUUCUUUCUCUCAUACUCACUCAGUUCUCCCAGUCCCAGGUUCUUCUCUGCACCAUUGGGUCCAAGCAGUAGAGGCGUUGCAAGGUAGCUCAGCUCUGGAAUCACAUCCGAUCUCACAUAUGCAGUUACAACUACAUCUUCGCUCCCUGUCAUAGCUUCGAUCAGUUGACUCACGAAAUAGUACGUCGCACAAGCAAUCGAAAGCGUGGACGAUCCCUUCCCGGCUUUGAGAUUGAUGACCACGUUGGCUGCAUCCUGGAUCUUGAACGUUAGCUCUUCAACUUCUUUCUCCGUGAACGACGUGGCGGGUUUCGUCUGCGACAGCAGCGGUAAGAUGGUCGGUCCGGAGUGACCUCCCACCGAAUGCACAGUAACUUCUUCUACGUCCAGUCCUUUUCGCUCUGCAACGAAGGUGCGGGAGCGGACGCAGUCUAGAGUAUUGAUGCCGAAGAUUCGUCGCUGGUCGUAGCAACCGCGGCUCUUGAACACCUCGGAGAACACGGGAACCAGCGAGUUGACUGGAUUCGAGACGAUGCAAACCAUCGCUCGCGGGCAUAGCUCCGCAGCCUGCUUCGCUAUAGACGUGAUGAUCCGUGCGUUGAACUUGAACAAGUCGUCCCUGGAUUCCCCCGGUCUCUGAGCACGACCUGCUAGCACGACAAGGAUAUCUGCGUCGCGCAGCGGCUCCGGAGGGUCUUUCGUCGGCGGGUGCCCCAGGACGGCUCCGGGCUUGAGGUGGGAGAGAUCGGCCGCUAUUCCCUCUGUACCCACCACGUCCACGACUCCGAGAUCCCCGACCAGUGGAGAGAGCUUCAGUAGCAUGGCCAGCGGCUGCCCGAUUCCCCCCGCGGCGCCCACUACCACCACCUUCGGCUUCUUCUCACUGCUUGACAUUGUCGACGACAAAUCUGCAACCCUGAUUUUUUUCGAAGGCGGAGAACUCGACAUAAUAGGCACUUCUGCACAGAGACGCUCAGGUUAUGAAUGUGAAAGGAGCCCACCCCCUUCCUCUCUCUCAGCCGCUAAGCCCGGAUGCUACAAAACUAUAAUUAAAGCACACUCGUGAACGACCUUCGACCUAGUUUCGUUUCUGAUUGUGGAGCUAGAGCACUCGGCCUGUUUGUUGGACUUAGAGAAAAUUAGAGCAACAUGGCCCGAAACCAGCAAAAAGCAAUGUUGCUGCUCAACCGUUUCUAUGACAUGCAGCAGGGCAAAGGGGAAUUCAGACCAAAGGCAAAGAGACCACACCUGGCAACAGACUGUGAUGACGCGAAGAAGGCAGAGAGGUGGAGGGUUCAAGUCGUCAGAGAAAUCUCCAGGAAAGUCUCUCAGAUUCAAAACCCUGGUCUUGGUGAGUUCAGGAUCAGAGAUCUGAACGAUGAGAUCAACAAACUCCUGAGAGAAAAGAGACACUGGGAGGAACGCAUCGUGGAGCUCGGGGGAACCGACUAUAUAAAAACUGGGCCAAAGAUGUUGGAUCACGAGGGGAAGUCCCUCCCAGGGAACAGGGGAUACAAGUAUUUCGGUGCAGCGAGGGAUUUGCCUGGAGUCAGAGAUCUGUUUGAACAAGCACCGCUCAAGGCAGCCCGAAAGACGAGGGGCGAACUGGCCAAGAUGGUGGACGCAGACUACUAUGGCUACAGAGAUGAGGAUGAUGGAGUCAUUGUCCCUCUGGAGCAAGAGAGAGAGAAACAAGCUAUAGCAGAGGCAGUGGAAGAGUGGCAGGAGUUGAAGGAGGAAGGGAAACUGGGGGCAGAGGAGGAAGAGGAAGAGGACAUUUAUGCUGAAGCUAGAAUGGCAGAUCAGGCAGCAGCAGAGGGGAGUGGUGAUGAGGAAGAGAUGGAAGGGAUAGACACCGGGGAGAGUAUCAUGUCUCAUAUCAGUGUCCCCUCACAACAAGAGGUUGAAGACAUGUUGGUGAGAAGAAAAAAGACGGAGCUACUGGAGAAGUACACGAGUGAGACACUACAGCAGCAGGCCGAGGAGUCUAAGGCCCUGAUGGGAUAUAGCUGACCAUCCAACACCUCUCCCUAGGAACUGUAUACACUUCAGCUACUGUCAUAGCUGCACUUGGUAACAGGCACUUCUUCCUCACUCCCCACCCUACUGCUGGCUGAAAAGUUAUUGGUCAACAUACAAUAGGACAGAAAUGUGUAUGUAUGUGUUGUACGUCAUCUUUGGCACAGAUUAAAUGUCAAUCAUAAUGCAUUGUGUACUGUUCAUGUUGGGCUAACAUAAUAAAUCUUAUGUUCUAUUUUGUGAUAGUGUUUAUUUGUGUUGUGGAGUUUCUAUUGAUCAGAUUUCAUUGUUUUGAUCGGUGACGUUCAAUAUUCACCAUUUAAUUGUGUGAAAAUAUAAUUAUUGUUAUGACAAUGAGUGCUGCCCGUCGAGUGACAACGGAAUUAUGCAUUACAAUUAGGCCCUAUUUGGAGGCCCACUGAGAUUGACUAUUAGUUAUUUACUACACUGAAUGCUUGUCAGGCAAACAGAAUUCAGGACGAGUGGAUCUGAGGGAGUGACAUUGGAUGAAUGUUGAAUGAACUAUGGAAGGAGCGAGUCUGUUGAUAAGGGUGACAAUUAUGUCACUAUGAUGUAAUGGGAGGG
Messenger RNA from Geodia barretti, 2782 nucleotides. NCBI's taxonomy places the organism in Eukaryota, Metazoa, Porifera, Demospongiae, Tetractinellida, Geodiidae. The record is from the annotation of a GenBank genome assembly.